Perca flavescens (yellow perch) is the source of this 1019-nucleotide messenger RNA. It is a transcript of the gene rax, whose product is annotated as retinal homeobox gene 3. Lineage: Eukaryota; Metazoa; Chordata; Actinopteri; Perciformes; Percidae. Gene Ontology annotation, biological process: positive regulation of transcription by RNA polymerase II. The record is from RefSeq and is a predicted model, not a curated record. The coding region runs from base 90 to 1019 and encodes 309 amino acids. The transcript is spliced from 3 exons. Gene Ontology annotation, molecular function: DNA-binding transcription factor activity, RNA polymerase II-specific; RNA polymerase II cis-regulatory region sequence-specific DNA binding.
UGCUUUGAAAUUUACAACUUUACCAAAGAGCAGCGAUAAGUUAAAAAUAAGUUGCGUAAUUUUGACCAUCUUUUUUACUUUACCGACCAAUGUGGCUUCUUGGAUCAACUUCCCAAGUGAUGAUGAUGAUGGAUGAGCGCCUGUCUCCUUCCGCACGCUCCGUGCAGAACCAGGGGGACAACCCGUCCACGGUCCACAGCAUAGAGGCGAUACUGGGAUUUAAAGAGGACACCAUCUUCCACAAAUCAGCCUGCUACACCAUGACAGAGAAAGUCCUGGUCAAAGAUGCUGAGCGGAAUGUAACCAUGACCCCACUGAAGAAAAGUCGUUCCUCAGAAAGUUUUGACAGUAACGGCGCCGCUGAAGCCUCGGCCUGCCCGGACUCACCGGACGGAGACGGAAAACUGUCCGAUGAUGAAAACCCCAAGAAGAAACACCGUCGGAACCGUACAACAUUCACCACCUUCCAGCUUCACGAGCUGGAGAGAGCGUUUGAAAAGUCCCAUUACCCGGACGUGUACAGCAGGGAGGAGCUGGCGCUAAAGGUCAACCUGCCGGAGGUCCGAGUGCAGGUGUGGUUUCAAAACCGGCGGGCCAAGUGGCGUCGGCAGGAGAAGCUGGAGGUGAACUCCAUCAAGCUCCAGGACACCUCCUCCUCCUUGCUGUCCUUCAGCUGCUCUCCCAGCAGCUCCCUGGGCUCCGGUCUGCAGCUGGACCCCUGGCUCUCCACCCCCAUCACCACCUCCACCUCCUUGCAGUCCCUCCCGGGCUUCAUCACGGGCUCACAGGGCCUCCCGGGCACUUACAACCCUUCUCCACCCCCUUCCAUGCCCUCUACCUUGCCGGCCUCCUUCCUUACCUCCCCGGCCCUGGGACAGAGCCCCCACCUGCCCCACAUGGGCUCCAUGUGCCUUCCGCCCCCGGCCUACCACUGCUCAGCUGAUCCAAGGAACUCCAGUAUAGCCUCACUGAGGAUGAAGGCCAAGGAACACAUUCAGUCUAUUGGGAAGACGUGGUGA